Cucurbita moschata (crookneck pumpkin) is the source of this 1545-nucleotide messenger RNA. RefSeq names its product peroxisomal adenine nucleotide carrier 1-like. The transcript is spliced from 5 exons. Gene Ontology annotation, molecular function: ATP transmembrane transporter activity; ADP transmembrane transporter activity. NCBI's taxonomy places the organism in Eukaryota, Viridiplantae, Streptophyta, Magnoliopsida, Cucurbitales, Cucurbitaceae. Gene Ontology annotation, biological process: fatty acid beta-oxidation; peroxisome organization; ATP transport. Gene Ontology annotation, cellular component: peroxisomal membrane. Bases 309 to 1262 code for a protein of 317 amino acids. The record is from RefSeq and is a predicted model, not a curated record.
GACCACUAGUGUUCAAAGAGGGUAGCUGAGAGUUUCUCUUCAAAUCGGAAACGAAGGCUAAAUGGGGCCGAAGAAUUGGAUCAAUCUUCUCCGUCGAUCCAGUCGCCGUGAACAUAAUCCGACGGCCGACACGCCGAACGGUGGCGCUUAUUCUUUCAAAAGAUGUCACUACCAUGACGCGCUAAAUUCUCUUGCUACGCAAUUCCCCGUCUUCUUCAUGUGCUUGUGCCUAUUUAAAGCCUUACUCACCGAAACGAGAGAAACCCAUUUGAAAUUGCUUGAAAUUUCAUUCAUAGAACGAGAGAGCCAUGAGUUCUGAUCUCGAAUCGCUCUCGGAGGCUACUUCCGGUGCGAUCGGUUCGCUCGUUAGCACCACCAUCUUGUACCCGCUUGAUACCUGCAAGUCCAAGUACCAAGCCGAGGUUCAAGCCCAUGGCCAACAGAAAUACAGGUAUCUUUCAGAUGUGUUGUGGGAAGCGAUAAAAUCGAAUCAAGUUCUUUCGCUGUACCAGGGACUGGGAACCAAGAAUCUACAAUCUUUUGUUUCUCAGUUUUUGUACUUCUAUGGGUAUAGCUACUUCAAAAGACUAUAUCUGGCAAAAACUGGGGCUAAAUCAAUUGGAACAAAAGCAAACCUCUUACUCGCUGCUGCUGCGGGAGCUUGCAAUGCCAUUUUAACUCAGCCCUUGGAUACAGCCUCCUCACGAAUGCAGACUAGUGCUUUCGGAAAAUCGAAAGGGCUUUUCCAGACCCUGACAGAGGGCAGUUGGAGUGAUGCAUUUGAUGGUCUUGGAAUUUCAUUGCUGCUGACUUCAAACCCUGCCAUUCAGUACACAGUAUUUGAUCAGCUAAAGCAGAACAUCCUCAAAGGAAAACAGAACAAAGCAGAAAAAGGUUCAUCUCCAGUUGUCCUUUCUGCUUUUACAGCUUUUGUAAUAGGUGCAAUUUCAAAAAGCAUUGCCACCCUUUUGACAUAUCCUGCAAUCAGGUGUAAGGUGAUGAUCCAAGCUGCACAUGACAACGAAACGAAAGAACAUCGUCCAAACGUCCGCCGAACAGUUCCGGGUGUUGUCCGUUCUAUAUGGAGAAAAGAAGGGAUACUAGGAUUUUUCAAGGGAUUGCAAGCACAGAUCUUGAAAACGGUACUUAGUUCAGCUCUGCUUUUGAUGAUAAAAGAGAAGAUCACUUCAAGUACAUGGGUUUUAAUACUUGCAACCAGAAGGUAUCUAUUUCUUACUAAGCCUAGACUAAAGAGUAGCUGAAGGUGUCAAUAAAGGCCAAAAACCUGUGAUAAAGAAGGAGAAGAAGCAAUAACAUGGAAACAAUGCAAUCUUGUUGGUUAGAAAUUAAUAUAUCCUCUGUGGAGAGUUCCAUAUUUUAGGUUGAAAUGCAGGAUUUUUUGUUAGAGGGUUCUGGUCAAUAAUAGCAUGACCAUAGGUAAUGCCAUAAAUUUUGUACUCAAUUACUCUUUGUAAAAUAGUUUGUAACCCUACCAUUUCAACAAUCAACAAUCAAGCUCUUAUUAAUAGACUUGAUCAUGUGCAA